Molecule: messenger RNA, 857 nt
Organism: Coniophora puteana RWD-64-598 SS2
Lineage: Eukaryota; Fungi; Basidiomycota; Agaricomycetes; Boletales; Coniophoraceae
Exons: 4
Coding region: 368-577 (69 amino acids)
Source: RefSeq, a predicted model, not a curated record
GUAGAAGUUGGUUUCGCCAUCCCUUUAGCGAGCCAUGUAUUCUCGCGUGCUGAUACAUGCGUGAAAUGGACGCGACGCGACAAUACCCUAUACGAGUGCGACGCGGGAAAUAGCUUCAACGUAGAAUAGCGCCUAUAUGCACAUGUAUGCACGUAAUGAGGGCCAGACACCCCUCCAUCGACUGUCAACAUUUCGACCGUUUCGGCUCUCCGACCUCCGUCAGCCCGAACCGACCUCGUCAACUCCAUCCAUAUUCCUCCACCAGUGUUGACGUUCACAACAAGCGCAACGUCAGAUACGAUUUCCCCCUAGCGCCGUGAAGAUGCCGGCGAUGCACUCUAUAUAUCGACCAUUGAGUCCAUCCGCCAUGUCCGUCGCGUCGUUUCCUUUCGCGGGGCACAUCGGAGUCACCCUACUUAGUCCGCUGCCUUCCAUCCCGGAUGUGUACCUAACGGGAGCGAUGUUCGUGCCGGCUAUGACACCCAAGCUCCCCGCUGGCGCGCCGAGAGCGGAUGAGCCCGCAACACCUGACCGUUCGUCGUCUGAGGGAGCGAUAGCGGGAAUCUCGUUCGGAUGACUGGGACUUCAGUACGCACAGCGCACAGUAUGGGCAGGGAGUAGGGUAUAUGUCGGAAGCAGGAGUAUGUUGUGAUCAAAUAUAGGUAUCGCGUGAUACUCCAGUCCAUUCUUACAGUAUAAUAUCCAGCUUUGCACCUACUCAUCAUCGACUUCCACACACAUGCACCCUUUUCCUGUGUCCUGGCCAUCUCACUAUAGUCUAUCAGUAUGGCCCGUAUACUGUCACGAUGAACCUUUGCCCUUCAGCGCCUUGGAUGAUACUCCGCCUCUAGAUCUUG